AUGGACUUCGCUAUUGAAGAUUCUCAGAAUGCGGCUCCUGAGGGCCAGGCCAAUGUCGAGCACUCGAAGCUCGGUUCGACAGCUUCCAAGCCGGACACCCAGAGCGUUACCAAGAGUUGGUUGAUUUUGACAUUCAUACUAACUGUCUUAUCCGCCAGACUCCAGAGUGAGCUCAUGCAGCUGAUGAUGUCCCCUUCUCCUGGCAUAUCAGCCUUUCCGGACGGAGACGGAAACCUGCUCAGCUGGACUGCCACCAUCGACGGACCUGAUGACACUCCCUAUCAAAAGCUCACCUUCAAACUCUCCUUUUCCUUCCCUACAAACUACCCAUACGCUCCUCCUACCGUCUUAUUCAAAACGCCAAUCUACCAUCCAAAUGUGGAUUUCUCUGGACGGAUCUGCCUUGACAUCCUCAAGGAAAAAUGGAGCGCAGUUUAUAACGUCCAAAGCGUGCUUCUCAGCCUUCAGAGCCUUCUAGGCGAGCCUAAUAAGUUCGUUAUAUCCGUGCUCGAUUAUUAG
Messenger RNA from Trichophyton verrucosum HKI 0517, 519 nucleotides. Its product is annotated as ubiquitin conjugating enzyme (UbcH), putative. The transcript has 2 exons. NCBI's taxonomy places the organism in Eukaryota, Fungi, Ascomycota, Eurotiomycetes, Onygenales, Arthrodermataceae. The coding region runs from base 1 to 519 and encodes 172 amino acids. The record is from RefSeq and is a predicted model, not a curated record.